GGGGUAUGUGUGUAGGGGGCAGGAUCGCAGGUAUCAUGGAGGAUCAGUGAAGAUAGUGAGGCGGACGAAGGAAGAGCAACAGCCGCUCUAAAGCGUUAUUUCUCAACAUGGACAUGAAGAAGCGGGUCACAGUGGAGCUCCGGGGCCGGAGCCCGGCCGAGAUUGCAGAGCUGGUGUUGGACAACAGUCCCUCAGCAGAUGGAGAGGUUGAAGGUCUCACAGACGACUUUAAGGAGCUGGAGUUUCUCAGUUUGGUCAACAUGGGUCUGAACUCUCUGACCAAACUGCCUUCACUGCCCAAACUACACAAGUUGGAGCUGAGCGACAACAACCUGUCAGCGUCUCUGGAGAUGCUGUCGGAGAAAUGUCCAAACCUCACCUACCUCAACCUGAGUGGCAACAAGAUCAAAGAACUAAGCAGCGUGGAGGCACUGCAAAGCCUGAAGAGUCUCCAGAGUGUGGACCUGUUUAACUGUGAGGUGACGUCUCUGGAUGACUACAGAGACUCUGUCUUUGAGCUCCUGCCUCAGAUCACUUACCUGGACGGUUUUGACCAGGACGACAACGAGGCGCCCGACUCUGAGGACGAGGACGAAGAGGAGGACGAGGACAGACCGCCCGGAGACUAUGAUGAGGACGAUGAUGAUGAUGAUGAUGAUGAUGAUGCAGCAGAGGGAGGACAAGUGGGACGUAGCUUUCAGGAGGAUGAAGAUGACUAUGGAGAGGAAGAAGAGGAAGACGAUCAGCCAGGCGUUCAAAGACAGAAGAGGAAGAGGGACGUGGACGAUGAAGGCGAGGACGAUGACGAUGACGACGACGAUGAUGAAGACAAUUAGUCCAUGAGUGUCUUUAUGUUUCUGUCUGGACCCGAUGUCCACCUCACAACAAACAUCAGGACGAGGGACACGUCUGUUUUUAGACAAGAUUUUAUCUCAACCAAAUGUUUCCCUUUAAACUCUGGUCCUGUCUCAUUAGUCCACGUCCAGUCUCAUUAGUCCAUGUCCACGUCCAGUCUCAUUAGUCCACGUCCUGUCUCAUUAGUCCAUGUCCACGUCCAGUCUCAUUAGUCCACGUCCAGUCUCAUUAGUCCACGUCCUGUCUCAUUAGUCCAGGUCUUGUCUCAUUAGUCCACGUCCUGUCUCAGUGUGUGUGUGAUGUCGUUAUCCUGGGACUAAAACUGAAUCUUGUCUGCACUUCAUUUGAGAUCUGGACUCAGCCCUCUGAGCUCAAGCCAUAAUCAUCAUAAUUGAACCAGAGCUCCUCCCACUACAGGAACUUCAGGAUCAUGUUUCUCCGCCCCCGUCGUGUUCCUGUGUUAGAUUUAUUGUAGGGAAUCUUUGGGGUGGAUGGAGUUAGUUUUUUUUAUUAUUUAGACUGUCACUGGUACUUCUUUAGGCUCCGCCUCCUGAAAACAUCCUAUGUAACACGUAAACAUGUCCCCGUCUCCACUUCCUGUGAUGACAUGAAGUCACCUGAAGGCACAUGUGCAAUGCAUUGUGGGGGCGGAGUCUGAGCGUGGAAACACCUGUUUUUUCCUCUAUUGUAAACUUUUAGCUUUUUUUUUUGUACACUUUUUGAAACAGGCAUUUUAACUCCGCCCACUCGUCUGUGUUUUAUAAAGUGUUCCUGACGCCAUCUACUGGUGAAAAGAGCAAAUAUUGAUCAGGAGAUAGUUGUCGUGACCUGGGUCUUUGGAUGUAAAGUAGUGUUUUUAAGAGUGUAAUGGUCAAAGGUCGCUCAGGUUGUUAUGGCAAUACUGUAAAUAUGUUUCCUCUGACCUUCGACCCCAGCCAUUGUCAAAAAACCCUGAAUUUUGUGGUGAAAAGUUUUUCAAUAAAAAGAAAAAACUGUUUUUAA
Solea solea (common sole) is the source of this 1857-nucleotide messenger RNA. Its product is annotated as acidic leucine-rich nuclear phosphoprotein 32 family member E-like. Gene Ontology annotation, cellular component: nucleus. Gene Ontology annotation, molecular function: phosphatase inhibitor activity; histone binding. The transcript has 7 exons. NCBI's taxonomy places the organism in Eukaryota, Metazoa, Chordata, Actinopteri, Pleuronectiformes, Soleidae. The coding region runs from base 108 to 836 and encodes 242 amino acids. Gene Ontology annotation, biological process: regulation of apoptotic process. The record is from RefSeq and is a predicted model, not a curated record.